Molecule: messenger RNA, 2591 nt
Organism: Stylophora pistillata
Lineage: Eukaryota; Metazoa; Cnidaria; Anthozoa; Scleractinia; Pocilloporidae
Biological process (GO): superoxide metabolic process
Molecular function (GO): metal ion binding
Source: RefSeq, a predicted model, not a curated record
UGACGGAUUGGAGUGACGCACACAUAACGCAACCUUUUAUUACCACUCACGUCGCAACAAGACGUCUGUUAGUCUGUAACUACCGUUUGCAUUUCAAUCAUUAUGGCAAGAGCUGGAGGAUUACCAUUGUUUGUGGUAGUGAAUUUAAUCCUGUUCGCAGGUCUUGUUGCGUCAGCCGCUGGUACUGAUGCUUUAAAGGCGACUUUUAGCAUGGGUGGAAUUAAGGGUGACGUGACCUUCUCUCAAUCUCAAGGGCAGUAUUCCUCAGAAGUUAUGGUCAACUUAACAGGCGUCUCUGCGACAUUAAAAUGGAGCAUACGACAAUUACCUAUGAUCUACAAUGGCAACGCUAAUUUGAGCUGUAAAGCAGGCGCAGUGGGAGGUGUGUUUGACCCAAAGAUGGCAGAGGCGUCUGCUGACUAUGAGACCAACUGCCAAUUGAGCAAUAGUUUAAGAUUUCAAUCAUGCGCAGUUGGUGCUUUAUCCAGAAUGCUCGGAAAUCUGGACAGCAAUAAGCAAGAAUACAAAUAUUCAGACUGGAGGUUGAUGAUUCCCAUCAGUGGCCCGUAUAGUGUCAUGGGUAAGGCAUUAGUCCUGUACGAUGGUGACAUGCCCAAAGCAUGUGCACUGAUUGCUCCUACCCAGCCUAUGAAAACAUUCGUAGCUGUUUUCAAGGGUCCAGUUGCAGGCUUUGUGUACUUCAGACAAGUUGAUGAGAACUCGGAUACCUCUGUGUUUGUUGAUCUCUUCUUUGUCAACGGUACCAAUUCUAAUAAAGACUUUUCAUGGCAAAUUAACCAGGGCGUGGUCAGUCAUGAUGCCUCCGAUCCAUCUUCCUAUUGCAAGAAUGUUGGCCAAAUUUUUAACCCGAAAAACAUGAACGAUGCAAGCUGUAGUAAAACCAUGCAUGGUAAAUGCGCCAUUGGUGAUAUGACGUCCAAACAUGGAAAAAUCGAAGUCUCAUUGGCAACCAAAAUGCAGUCAUCUACAAAAGCGGCAUUCACCGACACCAACCUUCCCUUGAGCGGCGAUGACUCCGUCCAGGGCGAAACCCUGUUGCUGUUUCCAAGCGACCCAAUACAGGCUAUUGCCUGUGCGAAGAUCGUACGAUUAGAGCCGAAAACACUGAAAGUUUCGUUCGAUGGAAGUGUUCAGGAAGGUGUGACUGGCCAUUUCAUGUUUACGCAGUCCUCGCCUUUUGAUGCCACGACAGCAGAGAUCAAACUGACUGGGCUCAAUAAAAAGGCUCAAGGGUACCACAUACACGCCUACCCAAGCCCAUCGUACAUGCACUUAUUGCCAAAUGAGUCAUGCACUGGACUUAUUGCCGGAGAUCACUGGAAUCCUUACAAUGUCGAUAUUAAAACCAGUCCUCCUGCAGGCACAGGAACAGACGAUGAAUACGAAGUUGGUGACUUAAGUGGAAAGUAUGGGACCUUUUUAAACCGCUCUUCAUUCAGCAAAACGGUCAGGGACUACAAUCUUCCAAUGUUUGGUAGAAACAGCAUCCAGGGACGCUCUUUAGUCAUCCACAAACUGAAGAUUCAGGACAACAAUAUGCGCUGGGUCUGCAAUGACCUCAUGCCAGAGGUCGACAAAGGUAUCACCUACUUCAUGAAAGCCAUCGCAAAUAUCAGCGGACCGGCGGUAAAGGGAAUGGUUGUACUGGAACAGUACUUGUCUAGCUCGCCAAAUGUGGCUGAGGUCGAAUCCACAAUUUACAUCAACAUCGAACACAGCCAAGAUUCUGAGUCAACGAGUGGUCACCGGUAUGGUGUACAUAAAAAUCCUGUAGGCGAAGAUGCAAGUUACACAGACGUUAGCAGGAGAUGCAUGAGUUUGGAAGGGAACUUUAAUCCAUACGCAGUGUAUACUAAGGGAGACUACUCGUCCACCUGUAGUCCAACUAACAUGUUGCGCUGUGAAUCCGGAGAUUUGUCUGGUAAACACGACCCUCUCGAAGUGGGCGACGGCCGUGUGUUUUUCAACGAUGUCAAUCUUCCGUUAUUUGGCAUUGACUCCGUCGCUGGCCAUGGCAUAGCUGUGAAUGCUAAAGAUGGAGGUAGUGACCGAAUCGGUUGCGCCAAUCUCAUAGUGGAAGGAUCUUUAUAUGCAGAAAGAUCCCUCGAGUUCCCGAAAAAGGCUGCCUUUUCCAGUUUCCAUUUUGCCGAUAUCAUCUCUAAAGCUUUGGGAAUUCCAAAGUGGCGACUUUUCAUGAUUCGCACAGAGGAAGGCAGUGUUUCCGAGUGCAUGAAAGUCAAGUUUGCAAUAGUCGGCAAUGCGAAUCAAGUCAUCCAACCUGUCACAAAAUUUGACGAUCUCAAGCAAAAUAAUCCUGAAGCGUUCAAACCCUACACAUGCAACCCCUCGACAACAAGUGGAUUACUUCCAGACCCCUCGACAACAAGUGGAUUACUUCCAGACCCCUCGACAACAAGUGGAGCACUUUGUUAUCACUCAAGCUUCCUACUAUCCAUCAUUGUUGUGGUGGUCGUUGCUUUUAUGGGCUAAUGCCGAUUACGAUUACCGUCAGACAUACGUCAUCACUCUUAAUGGAAUGAUUAAAGUGCUACUGGGACGAAAUUUUUGCA